This is a messenger RNA of Seriola dumerili (greater amberjack), 864 nucleotides long. Its product is annotated as voltage-dependent calcium channel gamma-6 subunit-like. The coding region runs from base 1 to 864 and encodes 287 amino acids. The transcript has 6 exons. NCBI's taxonomy places the organism in Eukaryota, Metazoa, Chordata, Actinopteri, Carangiformes, Carangidae. Gene Ontology annotation, cellular component: membrane; L-type voltage-gated calcium channel complex. Gene Ontology annotation, molecular function: calcium channel regulator activity; voltage-gated calcium channel activity. The record is from RefSeq and is a predicted model, not a curated record. Gene Ontology annotation, biological process: regulation of calcium ion transmembrane transport via high voltage-gated calcium channel; calcium ion transmembrane transport.
AUGUGGUCUACAUUUUUUGUGACUGAUGAGGAGGGCCGCACGGUGGGCCCGCCGGCACCAGGAACAGUGAUAGGGCCUGCACCAGGAGGAGCACCCCAGGGUCCGGUGGGUCUGGCCAACCUGAUGAGCGGACGCAGUACAUUUGGGGGGAACAAGCGCCGGAGGACAACGUCAGCGGGACACACCAUGAGUGAGGCCCAGGAAGGAAAGAUCAAGUUGGCAUUCUUUGUGGCCAUCGUGGGCGUGGUCCUGACGGUGCUCGGGGUGGGGACAGAGUUCUGGGUGGAGCUGGCACCCCCAAAGAGUUUCUACAACAAUCAGACAUGUCUGACAGCUCACUACGGCCUGUGGAAGGGCUGCACCAAGACCCUGUGGGUGGCUGAUAUCGACCCAGAGAGAGAGAGCUGUGGACCUGCUGAACUGCCCGGAGAAUCAAACUGCACCUACUUCAAGUUUUUCACCACGGGGGAAAACGCUGUGAUGUUUCAGAAGACAACGCAGAAGAAUCUGAAUGUAGCGGCAGCCAUGUUGGCCAUGUUCAGCCUGUUCCUCAUGGUGAUGGGGGCCAUAUGCAUCACCAUGUCCCUCAGUAAAGAAAUCCUGUUCUUCCUCAAGCCAGCAUCGGUCUGCUUCAUUCUGUCAGGUAUCCUGGUGCUUCUCUGUCUCGUGGUUUUCCACCAGUCAGUCUUGGCUUUGCUGGCCAGCGACCAUACGGUUCCUCUUCACCACGAGCUCUCCUGGUCAGUGUCAUGUAUCGGCUGUGCGGGGGCCGUCCUCAUCAUCGGUGGGAUCCUCUUUGUGCUGCUGGCGCUGCCCUACAGCCCCUGGCAGAGGUGUCUCCCUCAGAAAGACAGCAGCAGCUAG